Trichobilharzia regenti is the source of this 6247-nucleotide messenger RNA. The record is from the annotation of a GenBank genome assembly. NCBI's taxonomy places the organism in Eukaryota, Metazoa, Platyhelminthes, Trematoda, Strigeidida, Schistosomatidae.
GACCUUGGGAGCAGCGUUACAGUUGAUAGCAUACAAGUUACUGCCAUUGGUUUCUGUUUGUUGCGUAGGCUGCGAAAAUUAUCAACUGAAGUGGUAUAAUAAUUGCUUCUAAUGCUCAAGAGCACUCCAAAUGGAAUCUCUAAGUUCUGUUUCCAAGUUGUGGUGCCUGUUUCUCAUGCGAGUGACACUGAGUGACCAGACUUUCCUCUCUGUCUGAAGGUUUAUUGUCUGCUUUCUGCUGCAGGAGCACUAGUGCUUAUUCCAAAUUAUCAUGUCGGUUGAUGACGGUAACGUCCAGGCUGUUGAUGCUGAGGCUGCUCUAGACUCCCUAUCUGAUCAGUCUCCUUCUGGUCGAGGUCGAAGUCAUAGUACCGGUUGUGUUUCAAGACCAUUGAAUGCAGUUUGUGAUCAAGAAUCAGAUCCAACCCACUAUCGUACUGCUGUUAAACCAUGCCUAGUUCUACGACCAUCUAGUUCAGCUGGUCCUAGACCACCUACAACAAAUAAUCAUCAUUUAAAAUUCUCUAGUUCUAGUGGAUUUCAACAGCCGACAGUUUGUGAGAUUUCUUCAUGUGAAUCAAAUACAGCCUGUUCAAGUGAGACAAUUACGCAUAACGUCAAUAAAGUUGUCUAUUCCAAGUGUAAACCGGUUAGUUUCUCUUCACCACCAUCUUCGAUAAGCUGUGCACCAUCUGCAAGUGUUGUAUUAGGCGCAAGGCGUAGACAUUCACAUAUGGAAUUCUUGGAUAAGCGUGGAAGUCAAUCUCGUAGUCCCCCACCGUCAGUUGAUGCUAUCAAUGCUAUGAAUAAUAAUAUCAUCCAUAGUCUAUUGAUGAAUAAUUGUAAUGGUGGAAAUAAUCUCAACGACCAGAUGGUGAACACUAAUCAUCAUCACGAUGAUGGUGAUAUGAUUAGCCCACCUGAUUCCCCUGCACCACCUUUAGCUCAAGCUGUUGUCGCUGCUCUACGCCAUCAUCACCAUCAACAUCAGCAACAUAGUCUGUUAAGAUCAAUAACGAAUACAUCGACUGCUUCAUCAUCGCAUUUCUCGCCUAGUUAUCUAUCUGAUGAAGAAAAUCCCCAUGAUGAUGAUGACGAUGAGGAUGACGACGAUGAUGUAGAAGGCGAAGCUGAUGAAGAAGAGGAUGAUGAAGAUGAAGUAGGGGAAGACGAGGAGGGGGAGGAACAGGAGGAAGGUAUUGAAGACGAAGGUCGAGCUGAUGAAGAUAUUCAUGUUGACGGAGGAGAGUAUAAUAAUAAUAAUGUUGAAGAUGAUCAUGGUAGUAAAUGCCAACGUCGUCAUCAACAGCAACACGAAGAAGGAGAAGGAGCAGAAGAAGAAGUAGUGGAUGAAGUGGAUGGUGAAAGUGGAUAUGGUGCGUCGUGUUCCUCAUCGUCUGUUAAACUCAAUCAUACUUGUAACAAAAACAAUAAUAUUAGGAAUAAGAAGAACAAUAGUACUACCGCGACUACAACAGUAAUUAACAAUAAUAAUACCAGUAAACGUGAUAAAAGACGUCGUCGGAAUCGAUUUCAUCAUCAUCACCAUCACAACCAUGAUCAUCAACGACGAACAAAUAGUAGUAUGGCUACAGAUACAACGGAUCAUUUAUCAAUUAUUGAUGAUGACGCCGACGAUGUUGACGGUGUUGAUCAUCAUCAUCAUCGAUCAAGGAAUCCAUCAAUAAAUUUUACUAAUUGGACAAAUGAAAGUAUUAAGCCUACUAGUAGUAUAACACGACAUAAACGAAAUCGUGUACGAAUUUUAGAUAAUUCUUGUAAUAAUCCAUUGACAACAAGUACUACUACAAUAACAACACCAUCAUCGACAGCGACACAAAAUCUACAAAGACAAAUAGCGAUUGAUCGAUCCUGUGUCAGUUGUAAUGGUAGUACAUCAUCCGCUUUGUUGUACAAUAAUAAUUUAAAUCAACACUGUCAUCACUGCAUUCAACAUGACCAUACCCAUGCUGCUGCCUAUCAUCAACAUCGCCAUUCAACGACAAAUGAUAAUGAGACAUUAGAUUAUAAUAAUAAUAAUAAUAGUAAUCGAAGUUCACUCAUCUCAAAUCAUCGUUAUUCUACAUCUUCAUCGUGUAAUUGUUGUUCUGGAGUAGCAGAUUUUAAGUGUAGGUAUUCAUUAAUCGAUAUCCCACCAAGUGAUUUAAUCAAUAACAACACAGCAGCAUUAUCAGAGGUGAUGACACCGUCAUCAUUACCUAUGAAUAAUAUUAAUAGUAAUGAUAAUGAGGAGACAGAAGGUCACGAAGGCGAAGAUGUUGCUGAUGGUGAUGAAGGACAAAGAAGAGUCAGUAUUAUGAGUGAUAGUCAUGUUAUGAUGAUGAAUUGUCUUCUAUCUGAUAAUCUUACCACAUCAUCUACUACUACCCCUACCCCUACCAAUACCACAACUUCAGUUAGAACAAUUCAUUCUUCUAAUCGAAACACUUCCAAUGGAUUACAGUGUAUACGAUCUAGCAUUCCAUGUGGAUUUCCUGUUUAUCCUAAUUAUCAUGAGAAUAAUAAUAAUAAUUGCCAGAAUUUCACUACACCACAGUCUGGUCGACGGUCAUCUGCUAUUAGUGCUUAUCAUCAAACAUCCUCUGGAAUAACAACAACAACAACAGGAAGCGGAGGGGGAGUAGGAGGUUCAUCUAUCUCUGAUCAAAUGCAUAAAGCUAAUCAUUUGUUACAUCAUACGAAUCGUGUAACUAAUAAUAAUGUUUAUUGUGAUUCUCCACCUGAGUCAUGUUCAAGUUCAGUUCGAUUGAAUUACCAAUCAGAUCAUUACUAUGGCGGUGGGAAUGGGGGUGGUAGUGGAAUAUCUCAUGGACAUAAUAAUAAUACUACUAAUAAUAGCAUAACUGGUGGUUGUUGUAGUUUAAUAAAUUCUGCUCGAGGAGGAGCAGGAGAAUAUUAUGAUGAUACUGGUUUCGAUUUCACAUUAUCCUCAUCGCCUCCUCCGCCAUCACAACCUAACGGUUUGUCUGCAUCUCUUCCAUCAGGAGGAGGACCAACAGUGUCAUCUUGUCAAUCAAAAUUAUUCUAUCCACGUCCUAUGCAUAACAGUGUUGUCGGGGGUUGUCAUCACCAUCAUCAUCAACAGCAGCAAACACUUGAUAGUCAUCAUUAUCAUACUGGAAGUCAACAACAACAAAAUGGUGGAGGAGGUUUAUUUCAGUCAACAAAUAUUGAACAACGACGUUAUUCGUUAUCAUCAUUACCAUUUUGUGAAGUGAAUUUGGCAUCACCUAUCAAUAGUAGUACAAGACAGUCAUCUAAUGGACCAUUGAAUCGUCGACGUGUUAGCCUUCUUGUCGAUGGUGUACGCUUUUUAAUCGACUUGGAUUUACUACAAGCACAUCCAAAUACAAUGCUUGGUCGUAUGUUUAAUUCACAAUUUUUAGAAACAAAAUAUUUAUAUGAUUAUCAGUCAGGUCCUGUCUGCGGGACUGGUGGUGGCGGAAGCAGUAGUUAUUGUCAGUCGACAUCAAUUGAAAGUAGUCCACCAAGUGAUCGAAAAUCUUCUGCCGCUGCUACUACUCCUGCAACAACAAAUCAUUCCUCGUCUUCAUUGUCGACAGUUCAUCGUCACCAACACCAUCCUCAGCAUCAGCAUCAUCGUGGCCAUCACAGUUAUAAUAAUAAUAAUACUGCUGCUUAUCAACUUCAUCAUCCCCCGGAUAUAUCAAUUGCUCAAGACUCGAAUAUAUCAGCUCAAGUAUUUCGUACCCUACUCGAUUAUUAUUUAAUUGGUCGUAUGUCCUGCCCGCCAGGUGUAUCAGUACAAGAAUUAAAAGAAGCCUGUGAUUACUUCCUAAUACCAUUUAAUCAACAAACUGUACAUUGUGAAAAUUUACGUGCAUUUCUUCACGAAUUAUCAAAUGAUGGUGCACAUAUUAUAUUUGGACAAUUUCUUGAAACUCAUAUACUCAAUUUGUUGAUUAAAUGUACACAACUAGGUGAACGUGAAUGUCAUAUUGUCAUUGUAACCGAUGAUGAAAUUAUCGAUUGGGAUCCGGAAUAUCCACCACAAAUGCCAGAGAAUGAAUUAAAUUCACAUAUUAUCUAUAAUACACAAAUGUUUCGUUUUUUAAAGUAUAUCGAGAAUCGUGAAGUGGCUAAACAAGUUCUGUUGGAGCGUAGUCUGAAAAAAAUACGUAUUGGUAUUGAAGGUUAUCCAACGUGUAAAGAUCGAGUGAAAUUUCGUCCUGGUGGUCGACCUGAAGCUAUUUAUAAUUAUGUCCAGUGUCCAUUUCUAAGAAUGUCAUGGGAAGAAGAGGAGAAUAAGUCAAGACAUGUUGAUUUUCAGUGUGUGAAGAGUAAAUCGGUGAGUGAUUUGACAAGUGGAUUAGAACAAGCUGUUAUCGAUCCGCUGCCACCGCAUUUAGCUGCUCAUUCAAAUUUCAAUGGACAAUCACGAUCAUCUGGAACAGAUCCUCUGGUGACUGCUGCUGCCGGUGCGGGUGGUGUUGGGGGUGGCACCAAUGUGUCUUCUUCAUUAGGCGUAGAAACUCAAACUACUCAUCAUACACUUGAGCAGAGUAUGACUGAUGAUACUGUUUCAAAUACAAUUGAUGACAUUUCAUCUAGUAGGCAUAAUAAUACUUUAUUAAACACCCAUGAGAUCAAUGAGGAGGAUAACAGUAAUAAUAAUGAAGAUUCAGUCUACUUGACUCAUCAAUUACCACCGACCUUAUCAAACCUAUCGAUUGUCACUUCUGAGCUAGGAUCAAAUUCAGAUGAACCAGAUUCAGCUACGCCAUUGUAUAAUGCUUCAACAACAGAUCCUGUUUCACCGACAUCAACACCAUCAAUUAGUUGACCUCUUUAUUGUAUACAGAAUUUGUGUGUCACACAAAUACACACACACACAGAGUUUCCUUUGAACUAGUUGCAUAUGCUUUUCUUUUGAUAUAUAAUAAUCAGGGAUUCUUGUGAAUGAGAGACUAUGAGUGCUUUCUGUGUGUUUCAGUGUGACAUACACGCCAAGUCAAGCUUAAGCGAAGCGAACAGCCAUUUAUCUCUUGUAUGCAGAUCCAUACACAAAUACACAAACAUACAUAGAAAUCACAUGUUGUAAAUGCAAAUGUAAUGACCCCACUCCACCCCACCCCUAUCCAAAAUUGUAAUUGUAAUCGGCUGUGAUUAUGGAAACAGUUUCCUUCUGGUAUCUACCCCAACUACGUAUGUAUAUGUAUAUAUAUAUAUAUAUAUAUAUAUAUAUAUAUGCGAGUGUGCGUAUGUACCUAUUGUCUUUUUGGCAACCUUCUAUAAAAAUCAAUGAAGGACUGACAACUGCUCGAUUGGAUGCUGUUCAAAUGCCUGAUUAUCUGACGUUGACAACUAAGUAGUGCUGUAUUACUAUUAUUGUUACUGUGUAUUGUAAAGAUUAGAACUUUUCUUUUGAUCUGUGUUUACCGUGAUGUUUGAACUGUUUCUUUUUCUUUUUUACAAAAUUUGGUUUGAAUAAUGUACUCAAGACGCCCCUCACACAUACACACACACACCUUGCUGUCGUGUGUGUGCGUGCGUGCGCGCGUCUAUAGGACUCCAUUGACUGCAGUUCACUUAUAUCUUGGCUAAUCAGCCAUGUUGAUAGGCAGACAGACGUAGAAACAAAAACAUCCCACAGGAACAUAAAAACGUGCUGCAUAAACCAACCAAACCUUCUUUUUUUCUAUAUUUCGUUUAUAUUAGGUUUCAUUAAUAUAUGUGUGUAAAUUUCCCUUCCCCUCCUGUUUGUCUCAUGGUGUUCUCAAAUGAAAAUAAAUACAAAACAAAUACUGUUUUUUUAGUACUAUAAUUAUUGUUAUUAUUAGUAUGCCUACCUCUUUCUUAUCUUCAAUUUCUCAAGGUGUGAUUUGGUUAUUCUAUACUACUGAAUAAUAGUAAUAGUAAUGUAUAUUUUGAAUCCUUUUGUUUAAUUUUAAUGCCCACAUUCAUCCAUUUAUCCAUACAUACAUACAUAUAUGACGGUUACUCACUGCUUGUGUGUGGUCUGUGUUGGCAUGUAUAUAGGAUAAUAGUAUAGCUCUUGUUCCUUUUCCACCCUUUUCUUAAAUACACAUACACACUGACAGACAAGAACAAAAUCUUUUGGCUUUUUUUUGCUCCAUUCAAUGUAAUUAACUGUAUCUAUGUUGGUGUGUGUUUCUCUGUGUGUGUGUGUGUAUGUAGGUAUGUGUUUUAUAUCUAUUGUCCUUAAUUAAACUUUAUUGCUUAAAAAAUAAAUCUUACAAAUUUG